This is a messenger RNA of Anopheles darlingi, 1733 nucleotides long. Its product is annotated as sodium/potassium-transporting ATPase subunit beta-1-like. Gene Ontology annotation, molecular function: ATPase activator activity. Gene Ontology annotation, biological process: sodium ion export across plasma membrane; intracellular potassium ion homeostasis; intracellular sodium ion homeostasis. Bases 291 to 1247 code for a protein of 318 amino acids. The transcript has 6 exons. Lineage: Eukaryota; Metazoa; Arthropoda; Insecta; Diptera; Culicidae. The record is from RefSeq and is a predicted model, not a curated record. Gene Ontology annotation, cellular component: sodium:potassium-exchanging ATPase complex.
UCGCUCAUCUCCCGGUUAACCACGUGUGCGUUGGCCAGAAGCGCGCUCCCGGAGUUUCUAUCUGCCGGCCGUUUUUCUUGCGGCUCAGUUUAAAUAAGAAGCUGUUCCCUCGACGUCUUGUUUUCCACGGUGGCUUCCGGUUUCAACUUUAACCUCCAGCUCCACCUCCAGUGCAGUUUAGGUUUGCGUUCUAGAGUGCAAGAAAUUAACAGCAAAAGUGCGUAGCAGCCGUCGUCGUCGUCGCCGUCUUAGGUGUUUUCCCACAGAUCAGUGAUUACUAUUCGGCCACAAUGACGGAUCGCAAACGAUCCAGCCAACCGCGCAUCGUUCGAACGUACGAGUUCCCGACGAAACCGGAGAAGCUGACACUCGGCCAGUACCUGUACGACAGCCGGGAUGGCAAAAUUCUUGGUCGCACGGCCACUGCCUGGGGUCAACUUAUGCUAUUCUAUGCGGCCUUCUACACCGUGCUGGCCGCACUGUUUGCCAUCUGUAUGCAGGGUCUACUGGUAUCGCUCAACCACGAGUUUCCAAAGUGGCAGCUUGAACAAUCUAUUAUAGGCUCAAGUCCCGGUUUAAGCUUUCGACCCAUGCCGGCAGAUGUGGAACAAGUCGCUUCGAUCGAGUAUGUUGCGGCCAAUAAAUCGGACGUGGCAAUAUGGGUGGACCUCAUCAAUGGCUUCUUGGAACCAUAUGUCGAUCGAGAAAAACUACCAGCCGGUACGGAGCAAGUGAUCUGUGACUUCAAUAGGCCGCCACCUGUCAGAAAAGUCUGCGCCUUCGACGUUAGCAAGUUGGGAAUCUGUACGGCAGAACAAAACUUUGGCUACAAUCGAUCUGCCCCGUGCAUUUUCCUUAAGCUCAACAGAAUCUACGAUUGGCAGCCAGAUUACUAUGAUGUUGACGAGCUACCCGAGGACAUGCCGAAUGAUCUCAUUACCUACAUCAAGGGACUGAACGAACAAGAACGUAAACAGGUAUGGGUGUCAUGUCAGGAGCUGGGUUCCGCCGCCAACAAGACGGAGCUUGAGGUCCAGUACUCUCCAAGCAGAGGAUUUCCGUCGUACUAUUAUCCGUACCUGAACCAGCAUGGUUACUUGAGUCCGCUCGUUGCUGUACAGUUCGUAAGACCGCCAACUAAAACACCUAUCACCAUCGAGUGCCGAGCGUGGGCAAAGAACAUUUUAUACCGCGGGGGAACCAGAGACCGACGGGGUUCCCUGCAGUUUACGAUGCGCAUUGAUUAGAUAGCAUUUACCGGGGUAAAUGCUGUGCGAAGAGUGCGACCGGAUCUUUUGGCUGUGGGUGCCUAAUCCUCCGCCCUUCAAAUCGGCACCACACACACAUACACACAAUCUGUCGUGCUAUGAAGAUGGUUACUUAACAGUGAACGAGAUUUAAACAUUAGUGAAACCGAAAGGAGAAAAUCUUAAGAGCCAACCAUUAAGUUUUAUCUCUGCUCCCAAUAAAAAAAGAAGAAAACGCAUUUUUAAACUGCGUUUUUAUGUAAUAGAACAAGUAAAUUAUUGGAGGUUGAAAAGGGAAACGAAAACAAAAGUUAACUCAUGCGAUGUGCUACGGCCAUAGCGCGUCGGAAAUAGAUCGGUAAUGCUUCAUCUACAUCGUAUAUACUUAAGAACCAGGUAACGACGAUGUACCGUAUUUUGCGAAAGUUGAGCUAAUAGUUAAAUGCUAAAAUGCCGUUAGAGUGAGUUGUUUUCAGGAGUAGAAUA